Molecule: messenger RNA, 1641 nt
Organism: Perca flavescens (yellow perch)
Lineage: Eukaryota; Metazoa; Chordata; Actinopteri; Perciformes; Percidae
Product: protein LBH
Exons: 4
Coding region: 181-582 (133 amino acids)
Source: RefSeq, a predicted model, not a curated record
CACGAGGGGCAACUUCACCGGGAGCCUCCCGCGCCCUCCUCCUGUCGCCCACAAUAGCCCGCAUCAUCACCAGCAUCAUCAUCACUAUCCUCAUCAUCCUCCUCAUCAGCAUCAGUGUGAUGAAGCAGCGGAGGACGGAGACCUUCCUGCUCUGAGACACUGGACCAGCCCGCAGACAGGAUGACUGAGGUGAUGAACUCUCUGGAGCCCGGUACAGAGGACUUCAGCGGGGGUGGAGCAGGAGCAGAUCAGGCCGCAAUCUUCCCGGAUACCCAUGAAAGAUAUCCAAAGCUGUCCAAGAGGCUUCCCUCCAUCGUGGUCGAGCCGAUGGAUGGAGCCGAGGUAGAGAGCGGCGAGCUCCGCUGGCCGCCGGACGAACCGAGCUCUCCGGACGGCCAAACGGAGAGGCCGAGUGCAGACGAACAAACGGAGAGGCAGAGUGCGGACGAACAAACGGAGAGGCAGAGUGCAGACGAACAAACGGAGAGGCAGAGUGCAGACGAACAAACUGCAGAUGAGGACCAGUCGAAUGUCGACGCGGACCAAGAGGCUUCAGGGGCGGAGAUUCAGGACUCGAACUGAACAAACGCUCCUCCUGCGUAAUCCACUGUGAGUGUGUUACUGUGAGUGUGUCCAGACUCGGAUGGAUGAAAAGGAGUCCAUUAGAAGAGCACGUUGCAUUGAUAGAAAGAUCACGGAGACAUUUUAGAGAGGGUAGAGAAACAGAUUUCCAAACCCCAGCUCACGGGCUUGGAUCCAGAGUCAUGUUAAAUACAUUUACAGAAGGUGUUUAGGUUUUUUCGUGCACGCUUCUUCCUCUGACGGAGGAGGUUAUUCUGACACAUGUAAGAUUAUAAAGAUGAUUGAAGGGAUCACAUUCCAGUUUGCCUUUUGGCUACUUUCAUUUCACGAGAAGCUGCCUUGAAAUGAAGAAAAUAUACUCUUGGCAGAAGACAAAGUUUUUAAUGUCAGAAUUCAAGCACCUAUUCUCCAGUUUAAAUAUUUGAGGGUUUUGUCGUCUAAUAAGACUGUUGUCAUAUUUCCAGCUUUGUGAUUUUGAUGUUUUUAAUUUGAAUAAACAAAAUGUUCUCUCUCUGGCUCCAAGCCCUCAUCGUCCACGAUAUCAUCUGGUCUGGACAGAUGUUUCUAAAUGCUGUCUUAAGUAUUUAGCUCAUGUGUGCCAUAUUACUACUACUACUUAUGGUAGCUACUGUAUUUUGUGCACAGUUUUUACAAUAACUCUAGACGUAAAUGACAUCACUGUAUGGUAAGUGCUGACUAUGUAGUUUUGGUGAUGCUUGGUCUCACUAGUCACUUUGUAAUAAUAGCUAGGAUGUUUUAAAGAACAGUGUUUGAUGAAGAACACCUUCAUCGCUUUAUUCGAUGUUAUUAAGACACAUUAUUUAAUAAAUUAUAAUAUGUCGUCUUCAUACAGUUGGUGUUAAAGAGAAUGUAAUUGUGUUCUGUUUUACUUAUUGGAGCAAUAUGUUCACAGGACUUUUAAAGGCAGUCAAUUUUGUUACAGAAGUUAAAAAUAACCAGUAUAUUUUAGAUGUGUGUCGCUUGUCACAGACAUGAUAUUUUUUAAAUUAUUGGAAGCCUAAAAUAUUGCACAAGUAAUAAACCUUUUCAAAAUUCUUA